Messenger RNA from Betta splendens (Siamese fighting fish), 1211 nucleotides. It is a transcript of the gene slc25a21, whose product is annotated as solute carrier family 25 member 21. The transcript has 11 exons. The coding region runs from base 297 to 1196 and encodes 299 amino acids. The record is from RefSeq and is a predicted model, not a curated record. NCBI's taxonomy places the organism in Eukaryota, Metazoa, Chordata, Actinopteri, Anabantiformes, Osphronemidae.
AGGGUAGAAAAUCGACCUUUGACCUCGAUGUGUGCUUGUUGUCUUGUAUUGAUCACAAGCCCGGGGUCAGAGUUUACCCGUUGUUUAUUUACAGUCUUCAAACAUCUUGAUCAUCGCUAACUGUUCCCAUGCUAGCCUAGCUUAGCUCAGCCUGGAACCACCCGGAGAUAUAUCUGUGCUGCGCUCGGCGCGGCGUGGUUUCCAGGAGCGGACGCGCAGGAGCGAACUCGUAGCGGGAGAGCCACAGGACUAUUAAUCAGGGACCGUGACGCUGGCAGACGUCUCGCACAGCGAAGAUGACAGGCAAGAAGCCGCAGAGCAUGCUCCGGGAAGCGACCCAUCAGAUCAUCGCGGGCGGAUCUGCAGGUCUGGUCGAGAUCUGUCUGAUGCACCCCCUUGAUGUAGUAAAGACAAGGUUCCAGAUCCAGAGAGGAACCAGUGACCCCACCAGCUACAAAAGCCUGAGCGACUGCUUCCGGACCAUCUUCCGUAAUGAGGGCAUCUUUGGCUUCUACAAGGGAAUCCUGCCUCCCAUUUUGGCAGAGACGCCAAAAAGAGCAGUCAAGUUUUUCACCUUUGAACAAUACAAGAAGUUGCUGAAUCUCACCCCUUUGUCUCCUGGCGUUGCGCUGUCUGUAGCGGGGCUCGGCUCGGGCUUGACUGAGGCUGUUGUCGUCAAUCCAUUCGAAGUGGUGAAAGUCAGUCUCCAGGCCAACAGAGAUUCCUUCAAAGAGCAACCCUCGACGUUCGCUCAGGCCAGACGCAUCAUUAAGGCGGACGGUUUGGGGCUGAGGGGCCUGAAUAAAGGCUUGACAUCCACGCUGGGACGCCACGGCGUCUUCAACAUGAUCUACUUUGGCUUCUAUUUUAAUGUCAAGGAUGCCGUUCCUGCCAGCCCGGACCCGACCUUAGAGUUUCUGCGAAAGUUUAUGAUCGGACUGGCGUCUGGGACCAUCUCGUCCUGUGUGAACAUUCCCUUCGACGUGGCCAAGAGUCGCAUCCAAGGCCCCCAGCCAGCGCCAGGAGAAAUCAAGUAUCGCACCUGCUUCCAGACCAUGGCUCUGGUGUACCGGGAGGAGGGGUAUUUCGCACUAUACAAGGGACUGGUGCCCAAGAUUAUGAGGCUUGGACCAGGUGGAGCAGUGAUGCUUCUGGUCUAUGAGUACGUGACUGGGUGGCUUCAGAGGAACUGGUAACAAAAAAAAAGGGGG